Mucor velutinosus is the source of this 939-nucleotide messenger RNA. RefSeq lists its product as uncharacterized. The record is from RefSeq and is a predicted model, not a curated record. Lineage: Eukaryota; Fungi; Mucoromycota; Mucoromycetes; Mucorales; Mucoraceae. The coding region runs from base 1 to 939 and encodes 312 amino acids. The transcript is spliced from 4 exons.
AUGGAUUUCAUUGAUACAUUUGCCAAGCGAAGCUUUGCUUUCAACCAAAUUCCUGAUUUAAAAGGAAAAGUUGCCAUCGUAACUGGCAGUAAUACAGGCAUUGGCAAAGUGUGCGCCUUGGAGAUGGCUAAACAAGGGGCUACUGUAGUCCUUGCUUGCCGUACUAAAGAAAAGACCAUGAGAGUGGUCGAUGAGAUCAAAUCACAAACAGGCAAUGAUAACGUAGAAUUCAUUGAGUUGAAUCUACUCAAAUUAUCCAGCGUCAAAGAAUUUGCAGAUCAAUUUUUAGCCCGCCACAACGAAUUGCAUAUUUUGAUGAACAAUGCAGGUGUCAUGAUGUGUCCAUUCGGUCUGUCUGAAGAUGGCAUUGAGACACAAUUCGCCACAAACCAUGUUGCCCAUUUCUAUCUGACCAUGUUAUUAUUGCCCGUUUUGGAGAAAUCAGCACCAAGCCGUAUCAUCAAUGUCAGUUCUAUUGGCCACAGAUUGCCAUUCAAGGCAUUGAACUUGGAGUCCAUCAGUGAUCCUGCUAAAUAUAACAAAUACAUCCAUUAUGCCAAGUCCAAGACCUGUAACAUCUUAUUUACAAGAGAGCUGAACAAGAGGCUUGAGGCAAAAGGUGUCAGUAAUGUUUAUGUUAAUGCCAAUCAUCCAGGUGGUGUCAAGACUGACCUCUAUCGCCACACAUCUUCCAUCUUGAAUUUCUUCUUCAAUGCGUUCUUGAUCACUCCCGAGGAUGGUGCUUUAACUCAACUUUAUCUUGCAACUAGCCCUGAUGUUGAGCAAAAGCCAAUCAAGGGCGAAUACUAUGUUCCUUUUGCCAAUCCUGCUAAACCUCAAGGUGUCGCUGCUUCUGAGGAUGGUCCCUUGAAGCUUUGGGAGUUUACUGAGAAUUUGUUGAAGGAAAAGGUUCCUGGCUAUCAAGGAGCACCUAUUUAA